Messenger RNA from Lethenteron reissneri (Far Eastern brook lamprey), 1227 nucleotides. Its product is annotated as mucin-2-like. The record is from RefSeq and is a predicted model, not a curated record. NCBI's taxonomy places the organism in Eukaryota, Metazoa, Chordata, Hyperoartia, Petromyzontiformes, Petromyzontidae.
UCAUCUGUGACUGAUAUCACAUCUCCAGACUCACAGCACACAGGAUCACCGCUGUCUGAUUCUCCUGUACCAGAUGUGGCAGUUGCUUCGACUGUACUAACAUCACCUCUGAGUCUCUUCUCCACAUCUCCUGUGUCACAGCAAACAACCUCUGAGGCAUCAUCUGUUUCUGUGUCCCCAAGUGACUCUGCUUCUACUGAGCUAUAUUCAGAUCAAACAUCUGACUCAUCUGAACAAACAUCAGAACCAACUUCACCAGCACUGUCAUCAUCAUCAUCUACACCAAGUGGCCCAUCAUCACCUGGGGGUUCUUCUGUAUCAUCCAUAUCUUCUUCUGUGGCUUCUGCAUCUGCUCUUUCUCUUGAAACAAGUCAACCUCUUGUGUCAUCUGAUUCUCCAGAAUCACAGUACACAGGAUCACCUCUGUCUAGUUCUCCUGCGUCAUCUAUCACUGAUAUCACAUCUCCAGAAUCACAAUACACAGAAUCAGCACUGUCUCACUCUCCUAUGUCAUCUGCGACUGAUAUGACAUCACCAGAAUCACAGUACACAGAAUCACCACUCUCUAGUUCUCCUGCGUCAUCUGCGACUGAUAUCACAUCGUCAGAAUCACAGUACACGGGAUCACCACUGUCUAGUUCUCCUGCAUCAUCUGCGACUGAUAUCACAUCUCCAGAAUCACAAUACACAGAAUCAGCACUGUCUAGUUCUCCUGCGUCAUCUAUCACUGAUAUCACAUCUCCAGAAUCACAAUACACAGGAUCACCUCUGUCUAGUUCUCCUGCGUCAUCUAUCACUGAUAUCACAUCUCCAGAAUCACAAUACACAGGAUCACCUCUGUCUAGUUCUCCUACGUCAUCUAUCACUGAUAUCACAUCCCCAGAAUCACAAUACACAGGAUCACCGCUGUCUGAUUCUCCUGUACCAGAUGUGGCAGCUGCUUCGACUGUACUAACAUCAUCACCUCUGAGUCCCUUCUCCACAUCUCCUAUGUCACAACAAACAACCUCUGAGGCAUCAUCUGUUUCUGUGUCCCCAAAAUCACAGUACACAGGAUCACCUCUGUCUAGUUCUUCUGCAUCAUCUGCGACUGAUAUCACAUCUCCAGAAUCACAGUACACGGGAUCACCACUGUCUAGUUCUCCUGCAUCAUCUGCGACUGAUAUCACAUCAAUCACAGUACACAGGAACAGCACUGUCUCGUUCUCCUGUGUCAUCUGCGACUGA